Molecule: messenger RNA, 1338 nt
Organism: Ostrea edulis (European flat oyster)
Lineage: Eukaryota; Metazoa; Mollusca; Bivalvia; Ostreida; Ostreidae
Exons: 7
Coding region: 1-936 (311 amino acids)
Source: RefSeq, a predicted model, not a curated record
AUGUCCAGUGCUAGUGGUUUAAGAAGAUCACCGCGGAAGAAAGCAAGCAAGCCAGCCAGAGAAGCAUCACAUAAAAAUGUGGACAACACAAAUAAAACUCCUAGAGGUUUUCAGGCACCUUCCCAGUCUGAAAACUCCCAAGAAAUAUUUUCUCCAAGUCGUGCUUUCAGUAAGGUUCUUGAUGUUAACAUAGGUAUCCAAGGACAAUUAAAAGAAAUGCAGGCUACACAAAAAGAACUUCUUUCCACAAUGAAGGUGAUGAGAAAUGAAGUUAGGGACCUGAAGAGGGAAUUUGAAAAAAGAAAGGAGGAAACACAGGAGGUCAUCAGUGUUCCAAACAGAAUAAGGAAUAACGUAAAAGAAUUUUACGCAUGUGGAGAGGACAGAGAAUUGAAAUGGGAUUUCAAGAAAAGAUACAAUGAUGAGGCAAAGAAGGAAAUGACUGACUUCAUAAAGAAAAGUGUCAAAGGAAUUGCACCAGAUGUGUCUAAUGAAGUUUUAAAUGCUGCUGUGAAGCGAUAUUUCACUUCUAAGAAGGACGGAGCCACCAGAAAAGCAAAGAACAAAGACCAACUUCAUAGACAGCGUCAGGCAUCUUAUGAAAGAAAAAAUGAGAAAUUAAGACGAAGAUUGGUUACAACUGAAAAGAAGAAGAACUGGACAGAGGAGAAGAAAACAUCGGUGAAAAAGUUUCUUAGCCAUAAACAAUCAUAUAAGUAUAUGUCAAGUGAUGAAGAAGGAGCAGAUGGCUUUAUUUCGCACCCAUACACCUGGGAAAGUGACACUUGGAAGAAUGUGAAAGACAGUUUGGACAAGAAAUAUUUAGGGACAUGUCCACCCCGGAGUAGGCGACUCGUUCAAAAGAGAACAAAAGGUUCAGCAAAAGAACAGCCAACACCAGAAUUUGAAGAGGAGUUUUCCUCGGUUUUUAAAUGAACUAAUAUUAAUUUUUGUUUAUGUUGAUGCUGUAUAUAAACUUUUUAAACAUGUAAAUUAACAUUAUCCAUAUGUGUUUUAUCUUAAUUUGAAAUUUUUUAAAAUUAUAGUUUAAGAGAAUUAUUGAGUGAAGUAUUCUUAGCAAAUAUGUGCAAUCAACAUUUUUGACUUCUCUGUAAAAAAGAGAACUUUUUUAAUUUAUAAAUUUUACUUUUGAAAUUUAACAUGCAUGCAGAUACAUGUAUAUGCAUAUAGUGUAAAUAACUGUGAUUUUUUAGCUGUAAAUCAUAACAGACCAGGUGAGAAAUGUUCAAACUUAUAGAAAAUGUAUGCCCUGAAUUGUUAAUAUGUAAAUCAGUACUUUUUUGAAAUUGAUUUCCUGUUGUCACUGUUAAGUUGUCA